Chlamydomonas reinhardtii is the source of this 2610-nucleotide messenger RNA. RefSeq lists its product as uncharacterized. Gene Ontology annotation, biological process: L-valine catabolic process. Gene Ontology annotation, molecular function: 3-hydroxyisobutyryl-CoA hydrolase activity. The record is from RefSeq and is a predicted model, not a curated record. The coding region runs from base 125 to 1390 and encodes 421 amino acids. The transcript is spliced from 9 exons. NCBI's taxonomy places the organism in Eukaryota, Viridiplantae, Chlorophyta, Chlorophyceae, Chlamydomonadales, Chlamydomonadaceae.
AGCUGCAAAGCAACAGCAACAUCAGCGCUGCUGCAUGAAUUGGGCUCAAACGCGAAGAGUCGCGAGCAAUUUUGCCAGCGGCCGACUUUCAGCGAUAUUGAAGGGGCCUGGUAGAGCUGCCAACAUGUCGACCGCGGCAGCGCAGGAGCCGGAGGUGCUGGUGGACAUGAAGGGCUCCGUCGCUGUCGUCACGCUGAACCGGCCCAAGGCGCUCAACUCCCUGAGUCUAGGCAUGGUGCAGCAGCUGCUGGCGCUGAACACACAGAUCACGGCACAGCCGCGGCCGGGCGAGCCGGUGUCGUGUGUGGUGGUGAAGGGCGCAGGCGGCAAGGCCUUCUGCGCGGGCGGCGAUGUCAAGGAGUUGGUGGUGAGGGCCCUGGCGCGCAAUGCCGCCGGCGCCUCCGCGUCCGGCCCCGACCCCGCGGCCUUCGGCGUGGCCUUCUUCCGUACCGAGUACGCCAACAACGCCGCCAUCAGCCAGCUGCCGGUGCCGUACGUGGCGCUGAUUGACGGCAUCUGCAUGGGCGGCGGCGUGGGUGCCUCCUUCCACGGCGCCUUCCGAGUGGCCACCGAGCGGACGAUUCUGGCCAUGCCCGAGGCGGGCAUCGGCCUGUUCCCGGACAUUGGCGCCUCCUUCUUCCUGCACCGCCUGCCUGGCUGCCUGGGGAGAUACAUGGGCCUGACGGGGGAGAGGCUCACAGGCGCGGAGGUAAAGGACGCGGGCUUCGCCACACACCUGGUGCGCUCAGCCCGCAUCCCGGAGUUGGAGGCUGCGCUGGUGGCGCUGGGACCUCGUGCCGCCGACCUUUCCGUGGUUGACAACCUGAUCCGCUCUUUUGAGGAGCCGCUCGUCAUGGCGGGUGCCGGCGCUGCCGGCAGCCUCAGCAGCAGUGCGCUGCUGGAGUGGAAGCUGCCCCUGAUCAAUGUGCACUUUGGGUGCGGCGGCGUGGAGGAGGUCAUUGCCUCGCUGGAGGGCGCGGUGGCGGCGGCGGAGGCGGCUGUGCAGCAGCCGGCGGCGGGGUCGUUGGAGGCCGCGCAGGCGGCUUUUCUGAAGUCCACAUUGGCAGCGAUGCGGAGGGGCUCGCCGCUGUCCCACGCCAUGACGUGGGAGAUGCUGCGGCGCAGCGCCGCCGGCCACAUGACGCUGCGGCAGGCGCUGGAGAUGGAGUUUGUGAUGGCGGCGCGCUGCGUGCACGGCCAGGCCGACUUCCUGGAGGGCGUGCGGGCGCUGCUCAUCGACAAGGACAACAAGCCGGCGUGGAAGUACGGCAGUGUACGGCAGAUCCCCGGCGAGGUGGUGGCGGCGCUGUUCGAGCCGCUGCCGGGGGAGGGCCCGCUGUUUGGGGGGUCGGGGUCGGGGAGCGGGAGUGGGCCGGCGUCGCGGAUGUAGGGUAAUGGCCUGUUGGUGUGGUGGGGGACUUGUCGAGGUUGCGCGCGUUUCGUGCGUGUGGGUGCAGGAUGGCAGGGUUGCUGGAGCUUGGUCGGCGGUUGACAUAUGGUAGGGCCAUAGGGGUGGGGGUUUCAGUGCUUAUGUCGCUGUGUACAACCGUGUUGUAUACCGUAGCCUGUCCCAGGGAGCCCGAAUGUACGGAUGAGUGGCGGGCGAGUCGAAUGCGAUUGCGAGACAAACACAACCGGAGUGUGAGGAAGCGCCGCGGGUUGGCAUUGGGAGUGUCGCGGCUGAAGUUCGGGACAGAGCUGCGUCGCGCGCCCUAAGGACCGAGUGCGUAGGAGGUGUUGCAGCGCUCCACGCGCCACGAUUUGCGGGCAUUGCAGUCCUUGUGAAAUGUUGUACGAGCCAGCGAUUGCCGCCCGAUUCCGCAAGUCCAUAAGGCCACUUCUUGCCUUUUUCUGCAGCAGAGCGAGUAUCGGCGGCGGUGGCCAUGGGCAAGGCCAAACAAGCGAAAGACCCGGAGGCAUCUCUGAUCCGGGCGUGGGUGUUGUCUGAUGAGGGCACUGCGGCGCGAAAGGGCCUGGACACGCGUAGCGAAAAGAUGCUGUCUUUUCUUGACCCCGCGGGCAACAAGGUGGAGGUCAAAGCCGGGAAGGCCAACUAUGUGGCCAACAACAUUAAGAAGGCGCAAAGGAUUGCCCAGAAGCAGGCGGCCAAGGGCGCGGUUGGUUAGGUGCCGGUUGGGGUAUGGAAUUGACGGCGUUGAGCUCCAUUAUGUCCACAGCGCUGCGCGUGUCAGCUGGAUUGCUGGAAGCCUGGACCUGUGGUGCCAGGCAGUCAGGAUGACAUGGUGCGACACCAGCGCUCGUAUCUUCCUUCGUUCGGAACGAAAUUUGCCCAAAAAGGCCUCUGGCGGACGAAAUUCUUUUGAUCUUGACUUGGAAUUUCGGCCAAAACGCACGGGAUCUUGGGGGGUCUUUCGGCAAACAGACGAAGACAUUUUUGGGAUUUCGGCCACUUUUGGCCAAGGACAGGGGGUUCCAGCGGCUACUCCACGGCCCAAACCUGCGUGGCAUAUGGUAAGAAGGCUCAAAGGGCUGUAUCUAUGGGUGUUGACGGCGGGAGACAGGGGUUCCCCUGGCGGGAGAGUGAGGUUGGGUCGGCGGGAAGCAGGGGAGGAGUUGGCGUGUCGUGUCGGUGUCGACAUCGUGCGGGUC